AUGUUCUCUCGUGGUCUCCGAUCCGCCGCCCCGGCGACAAGGCUUUUGAACCAGCCUCUCCGCUCCGCCGCCCCUGGUGUUGCCCGUCUCGCACCGGUCGGCGCCCGUUUCAACUCCGGCAAGGUUUCGGGCCCUGUCAUCGGUAUCGACUUGGGAACCACCAACUCAUGUGUCUCGGUUAUGGAGGGCCAGCAGGCCCGUGUCAUUGAAAACUCGGAAGGUGGCCGUACCACUCCUUCGGUUGUUGCCUUCACCAAGGACGGCGAGCGUCUCGUUGGUCUCCCCGCCAAGCGUCAGGCUGUUGUCAAUCCUGAGGCCACCCUUUUCGCCACCAAGCGUCUCAUUGGCCGCAAGUUCCAGGACAAGGAGGUCCAGAAGGACUUGAACAACGUCCCCUUCAAGAUUGUCCCCCACUCCAACGGCGAUGCCUGGCUCGAGGUCCGAGGGGAGAAGUACUCUCCCUCGCAGAUCGGUGCCUUCGUUGUCGGAAAGAUGAAGGAGACUGCCGCCGGUUACCUCGGCAAGUCGGUCAAGCACGCCGUCAUCACUGUCCCCGCCUACUUCAACGACUCGCAGCGACAGGCCACUAAGGACGCCGGUGCCAUCGCUGGUCUCGACGUUCUCCGUGUCAUCAACGAGCCUACCGCCGCUGCUCUCGCCUACGGUCUCGACCGUGACGACUCGUCGGUGAUCGCCGUCUUCGACUUGGGUGGAGGUACCUUCGAUAUCUCGAUUCUCGAGAUGCAGAAGGGUGUCUUCGAGGUCAAGUCCACCAACGGUGACACCCACCUCGGUGGUGAAGACUUCGACAUUGUUCUCGUUGAGCACCUUGUCAACGAGUUCAAGAAGGAGUCUGGCCUCGACCUCUCCAAGGACCGCAUGGCCAUCCAGCGUAUCCGUGAGGCUGCCGAGAAGGCCAAGAUCGAGCUUUCCAGCACCCAGCAGACCGACAUCAGCCUGCCCUACAUCACUGCUGACGCCUCGGGCCCCAAGCACAUCAACUCGAAGAUCACCCGCGCGCAGCUCGAGUCGCUCGUCGGCAAGCUCGUCGACCGCACCGUCGAGCCAUGCAAGAAGGCGCUCGCCGAUGCUGGCUGCAAGCCCUCGGACAUCCAGGAGGUCAUCAUGGUCGGUGGUAUGAGCCGCAUGCCCAAGGUGCUAGAGACCGUUAAGGGCAUCUUCAAGCGCGACCCAAGCAAGGGUGUCAACCCCGACGAGGCUGUUGCCAUCGGUGCCUCGAUCCAGGGUGGUGUUCUCUCCGGUCAGGUUACCGACGUUCUGCUGCUCGAUGUCACCCCUCUCUCGCUCGGUAUCCAGACGCUCGGCGGUGUGUUCACCCGUCUGAUCAACCGCAACACCACCAUCCCUACCAAGAAGUCGCAGGUGUUCUCGACCGCUGCUGACGGCCAGACUGCCGUCGACAUCCAGGUCUACCAGGGUGAGCGUGAGCUCGUCCGUGACAACAAGCUGCUCGGCAACUUCCAGCUCACCGGUAUCCCCCCCGCGCCCAAGGGUGUUCCCCAGGUCGAGGUCACCUUUGACAUUGACGCCGACGGUAUCAUGCACGUCUCUGCGCUCGACAAGGCCACCAACAAGGACCAGUCUAUGACCAUCUCGGCCGGCUCGGGUCUCAGCGACACCGAGAUCGAGAAGAUGGUCUCCGACGCCGAGCAGUACGCCGAGGCCGACAAGGCGCGCAAGGCUGUGAUUGAGGAGGCCAACCGUGCCCACUCGGUAUGCUCCGAGACCACCAAGGCCAUGCAGGAGUUCAGCGAGCAGCUCCCCGCCGAGGAGAAGGAGAAGCUCAACGUGCUGAUCAAGGAGACCGAGGAGCUCGCCUCCAAGGGUCUCAACGGUGACGCUGAGGUCGAGGCCCAGACCAUCCGCGAGAAGAUCGACGCUACCCAGCAGGCCUCGCUGCAGCUCUUCAAGCUGGUUUACGAGAAGAAGGGUGCCCAGUCUGGCGGUGCUGAGAACGCCGAGGCCAAGCCGGAGGGUGAGGGCGAGAAGAAGAACUAA
Sporisorium graminicola is the source of this 2019-nucleotide messenger RNA. RefSeq lists its product as uncharacterized. Gene Ontology annotation, cellular component: mitochondrion; cytoplasm. Bases 1 to 2019 code for a protein of 672 amino acids. NCBI's taxonomy places the organism in Eukaryota, Fungi, Basidiomycota, Ustilaginomycetes, Ustilaginales, Ustilaginaceae. Gene Ontology annotation, biological process: protein refolding; cellular response to unfolded protein. Gene Ontology annotation, molecular function: ATP binding; ATP hydrolysis activity; ATP-dependent protein folding chaperone. The transcript is spliced from 3 exons. The record is from RefSeq and is a predicted model, not a curated record.